Molecule: messenger RNA, 1122 nt
Organism: Trichoderma aggressivum f. europaeum
Lineage: Eukaryota; Fungi; Ascomycota; Sordariomycetes; Hypocreales; Hypocreaceae
Exons: 2
Coding region: 1-1122 (373 amino acids)
Source: RefSeq, a predicted model, not a curated record
AUGGUCAAGAUGCAGAAUCUACCAACCUCACUCGCGCUGCUAGUCUCUUGUCUCCUUUUCGCGUCGAGUUCCUCGGCUCUACACAUCAGAGCUCGUCAAGCCGAUAUUCUUCCCACGCCCAUCGCGCAUCUUUCCAAUGGAGCAGCCGCGGCCCUCAUCACUCCUGGCCCUUUUCUGGAAGUUGUGGGCGACUUGAGGUUGGCACGCGCGCUUCCAACUAUCCCCGCGUGUGCCACUGCCUGCGUUUCUUCAGCAGUCCUUGAAUAUACAAAUUGCAAGUUGGGUGACACUCGUUGCGAAUGUAACAAUGCGAGCGCCGUCAACAGUGGCGCAGCGGUUUGUGUCAACAGUGCUUGCGGAUAUAUUACUGCUGUCCAGGCCCAGGUGGCGGGAGAAGAGAUUUGUAUAAGUGUGCUCGCUGGACUUGUACCCAGUAGUAACAACCCUGGUGCUACUCCUACCGGGAACAACAACUCUCCCGGCUCAUCGCCGUCGAACGGAUCGCCAAGCCCUAGCAACGGCACAAGCGGGGGCUCAGGCGGAGGGUCUAGCGGAGGAUCGGGUGGUGGAUCAUCAGGAUCAUCCGGGUCGUCUGGUUCAAGCGGUUCAGGAGGUUCAACACUCCACCGGCCUAGCAAGAAACUCUCCAAGGGCGCCAUUGCCGGCAUCGUCGUCGGUGUUGUUGUCGGUGUUGCUGCCGCAGCCGCAGCUAUCUGGAAGCUCUGCCUGACCAAGAUGAAAGGAGGAAGCACACCCACAGCCGGAGUCGAUCCAGCAGCCGCCGCUGCAGCACCCGUCGUUGUCGCUCCCGUCCAGACGGCACAAGUUUCUCCUGUCGAACCAUUCAAGCCAUCGGUCACACCCCAGACCGUCUCGAGCGUAUCACCGGCCCCGGGUUCUGUUGCUACAACUUCGCCGAUAUAUCCAAACCCAUACCCGAACGCGACUGAGCUUCCCAAUGGAUCAUAUCCACAGCCCCCUGCAGCAUAUGCGUAUCCUCCGCAUCCAAUGGGCCAGACAUAUCAUGAAGCGCAUGUACAGCCGCCAGAAGUGGCUGGUGAUACGCAUUUACCGCAAGAGUUGCACGGCGGAGCACCAGUCUACGAGAUGGGCACCCAUUAA